GGACACGCCCUUAACUUUGGAAACGGUGCAGUGGGUUCGCCUGCUUCCCUUCAGCUGCACAUCACACAGAAGCGGCUGUAAUCGGAAUCAAUUUAUUUGUCCCUUUUCCUCGUCUCUUUCCACUGUGGUGACGUCAGUCGUCGCGUGGAGCGCAGUCAGCCGCGUUUAGCUCCCUGCGGUGCGGAGGAGACAGAGGGAAAUCCUCCUGCCGGAGAGCGGACACACCUCGGGAUGGAUGCGCUGAAAUCUGCCGGCAGAGCCAUCAUUAAGAGCCCCGGCGUCCCGCGACACACCUGGGGAACUUCAAAGCAUGAAAAGCUGCCAGAAAACUGGACAGACACAAAGGAGACCCUGCUGGAAGGGAUGGUGUUCAACGUUAAGUACCUUGGUAUGACUCUGGUGGGACAACCUAAAGGAGAGGAAAUGGCCUCAGCUGCCAUUCGAAGAAUUGUUGCAAUGGCCAGAGCCAGCGCCAAGAAGUUUCGGAAGGUAACCCUGACAGUGUCUCCAAAGGGCAUAAUCAUCACAGACACAGAGACUGCAGAUCUGAUUGAGAAUGUCUCUAUAUACAGAAUCUCAUACUGCACCGCAGAUAAAACUCAGGACAAGGUCUUUGCUUAUGUUUCCCAAAGCCAGUUUAAUGAGACUCUUGAGUGUCAUGCAUUUCUCUGCCAAAAAAGAAAAAUUGCUCAGGCUGUAACCUUAACAGUAGCUCAGGCAUUUAAAGUAGCACUAGAUCUUUGGGAAAUUGCUCAGGAAGACAAAAACAAGAAGGCGAGGACCUGCUGUUCCUGUGCAGCCAGUGACGGCCAGAUGGAGACGACAGAAACACAGUGUGUUCCAGGAGCUUCCAUUCCACACCUGCCAUCCCCCUCACAUCCAGCAGCACAUAAGCCCAGUGGGAUAGAGGAGAAGCCCCGCAGGCCCUUAUUCUCAGCUUCUCUCAGCUCACCAUUGCCUCGCAGUAACCCCACCAGGAGACGGCCGAUUAAACAUGACUCUUGGGAUGUGGAGGAUGGUUUCGAUGAUGUCUUUUCAAGCAAUAUGGAGGUAGACGAAGCAGAUACUGAUUGGCCGAGCCCCACUCCAAACCCGUCUCUGACAAUGCAGCUCUGAGUCUGUGGGAGGUCUCAGAUGAAAGACUGUUGCCUUUUGACAAUAAUUAUUUUCAAUAACACCAGCUGGCAGUAGCUGCCCAUCAUACAGCAUUAUAAAAAAAAUAACAGAAAGCACACACUGGUGCUCUAGACCGAAAAAAACAACAGAAACUGCAUAAACUCAGCAGGGAAGCCAAGAAACAUUAACUGUUAUUGUAAAGGAUCUAAAACCUGAACCCGGCUUAAAAGGUAAACAGCCAUCAAUGAUGCAGAUGUUUGCAAAAAAUUACCUGGUAAAAUAUGGGUCGCUUAGCAAGCAGCACAGAAAUGCUUUAGAUGCAAGAGUUACUAAAUAUCUACACUGUAAAAUCCCCAAAGAGAUUCAGAGUGAGAUCACAGAAAUAGUUGCAUAAAAGCUAUAUUUAGUUAAACAGACGUGUUUUGGGAAAAGCUCUUUGAUAUUGUAGAUAUUCUGCCAACUUCUCUGAAAGGAGUCCAACUUUUUAAACAUUAAAUGCUGUACAGUGAAUACAAGUCUCAAGAAACAAACGAGUCAUGUUUGUCUAUUGCCAUGCAAUCUUAUAUAAUUUUUUUUUAUAAUUUAUUUUUAGUUAUUUACUUAUAUCUUUUAUAUUAUCAUUUAAAUAUAUAUUUUUUAUUUGCUCAUUAGAUUUAAACAUUUCUCCGAACAGAUGUGAAAGAUUUUUCCAGUUCUUGUGCUAAACCAAAGUUUGUUUUAGAUAAAGUCUUGAACUUAUUCCAAUAAAGAAAUGUGAAAACCAUAUUUAUUUUUCCGUAGUUGGAAAGCCACCGCAGAGCCAUGUCAAUGUGUUAUUUCUAUUAUUUAUUGCAUCAUGUUGUUACCCAAAUUCUGUUGAGUGUAGUAAUUUUGUUAGGGAUCACAGUGUGAGGAAAGAGCUCAUCUACAUUAAUGUUACCCUAGCCUUCUUCAUUAAUGAGCUCUGAUAUGUCACACAGACUGAUUAGUUACAGCUUGUGCUGCAUGCUUUUGGUUAUUUACAAUUUUGGAUAGUGCAUUAAGAUUUUAGCCAAAACGUUCUUCUAAUUCUAAUGCAUAGUGCCAACUACUUGGAGCAUUUUAACAGAAUAAGAAGUUCUGUAGUUUAAAUUCUGGGGUUUAUUUUAAACAUCAUUUAAGUGGGUCUUUACACUGCAAAAAAACUUAAUCCAAAUAAGUUUUUUUUCUUAAAUUAGGUGAUUUUUUUCUUGAAUUAAUAAGG
Messenger RNA from Cyprinodon variegatus (sheepshead minnow), 2338 nucleotides. RefSeq names its product low density lipoprotein receptor adapter protein 1-like. The record is from RefSeq and is a predicted model, not a curated record. The transcript is spliced from 10 exons. The coding region runs from base 232 to 1116 and encodes 294 amino acids. NCBI's taxonomy places the organism in Eukaryota, Metazoa, Chordata, Actinopteri, Cyprinodontiformes, Cyprinodontidae.